Perognathus longimembris pacificus (Pacific pocket mouse) is the source of this 441-nucleotide messenger RNA. Its product is annotated as gametocyte-specific factor 1-like. The transcript has a single exon. Bases 1 to 441 code for a protein of 146 amino acids. The record is from RefSeq and is a predicted model, not a curated record. Lineage: Eukaryota; Metazoa; Chordata; Mammalia; Rodentia; Heteromyidae.
AUGGAACAAAAAAGCUUAGAAAUAUGUCCUUACUACCCAAGCCACAGAAUACCAGCCAACAAGUUACAGUACCACCUGGCACCACGCAGAAAGAAAAAUCCAAAGAUAGCUAAAAAGAUGGCUAACUGCAAAUAUAAUGUUUAUCCUGUGGUCCCAAUCAAAAGGCUCAAGGAGUACAAGGCUAAUUGUGUCGACAGAACUUCUGUGGACAAUGACCCAUUUAAUCUUCCAAAGUUUACCUGUUCAAGUUUGAAAUCAAAUGAGGAAAUUCCUAUUGCUACAAAUCAAAUUCCUGACCACGAUGUAUGGAAUGUAGAUACCAUGACUCAUUUUCCACCAUUUGUUCUUAAGGCUUUUGCUCCAAAGAUGCUGGUCUGUGAAAGUAACUCAAAAGACCCGAAAGCUAUGACUGAUAAGCAGCCUAACAAGUAUAAGUCCUAG